Eurypyga helias (sunbittern) is the source of this 1727-nucleotide messenger RNA. Its product is annotated as zinc finger protein 532-like. The record is from RefSeq and is a predicted model, not a curated record. Bases 1 to 1662 code for a protein of 553 amino acids. The transcript is spliced from 8 exons. Lineage: Eukaryota; Metazoa; Chordata; Aves; Eurypygiformes; Eurypygidae.
AUGCAUCUCCCGUGGUGGAUGGUGUGUGAAAGGGCUUUGUUGGUCAGAGUGGCCCAGAAUGCCAAGGUAUCUGGUUUCCAGUACCUGCCAGCCCUGUCCGACAAGAAGACAUGCAAUAUCUGCCAGAUGCUGCUUCCUAACCAGUGCAGUUUUGCAUCACACCAGAGAAUUCAUCAGCAUAAAUCUCCAUACACGUGUCCCGAAUGUGGAGCAAUCUGCAGAUCUGUCCACUUCCAGACCCAUGUCACUAAGAACUGCCUGCAUUAUACCCGAAGAGUUGGGUUUCGCUGCGUGCAUUGCAAUGUUGUGUACUCUGAUGUGGCGGCACUCAAGUCUCACAUUCAAGGUUCUCACUGUGAAGUCUUUUACAAGUGUCCUAUCUGUCCCAUGGCUUUUAAAUCUGCUCCCAGCACACACUCCCAUGCCUACACACAACACCCGGGUAUCAAGAUAGGCGAACCAAAAAUAAUAUAUAAAUGCUCUAUGUGUGACACUGUGUUUACUCUACAACCUUUGCUCUAUCGCCACUUUGAUCAGCACAUUGAAAACCAGAAGGUGUCUGUUUUCAAGUGUCCAGACUGUUCUCUUCUGUAUGCACAGAAACAGCUUAUGAUGGAUCACAUCAAGUCUAUGCAUGGAACUUUGAAAAGUGUUGAGGGGCCACCAAACCUGGGGAUAAAUCUGCCUCUCAGUACUAAACCCACAACUCAGAACUCAGCUGGUCACAACAAAGAGGAUGCAAAGUCUGUCAACGGAACAGAAAAGUUGGAGAAGAAAUCUCCCUCUCCCAUAAAGAAAGCGGAGCCUAAAAAAGUCGCUAAUCCUGGCUGGACGUGUUGGGAGUGUGACAGGCUCUUCACUCAGAGAGACGUUUACAUCUCUCACAUGAGGAAGGAACAUGGAAAGCAAAUGAAGAAACAUCCAUGUCGACAGUGUGAUAAAUCUUUCAGCUCAUCCCAUAGUUUGUGUCGCCACAACCGUAUCAAGCACAAAGGCAUCAGAAAGGUUUAUACGUGCUCGCACUGCCCAGAGUCGAGGCGGACUUUCACCAAGCGGCUGAUGUUGGAAAAACACAUUCAGUUGAUGCAUGGCAUUAAAGACCCAGAUGUGAAAGAAAUGACAGAAUCGGCCAGUAUGGAAGAAAGGGAAGUAAAAGAAGACACAAAGGUUCCCAGUCCAAAGCGUAAACUGGAAGAAGCUGUACUGGAAUUCAGGCCUCCACGGGGUGCAAUCACGCAGCCGCUGAAGAAGCUAAAGAUAAAUGUUUUUAAAGUUCACAAGUGUGCUGUCUGUGGCUUUACCACAGAAAAUCUCCUCCAGUUUCACGAACAUAUUCCUCAGCACAAAUCUGAUGGCUCUUCAUACCAAUGCAGGGAAUGUGGACUGUGCUACACAUCUCACGUGUCUCUCUCCAGACACCUCUUCAUUGUACAUAAGCUGAAGGAGCCUCAGCCUGUAUCAAAACAAAACGGGUCAGGAGAGGAUAAUCAGCAAGAAAACAAACCCAGCCAUGAGGACGAAUCGUCCAACAGUGUGGCGUCAGAUAGAAGGUGCAAAGUGUGCGCAAAGACUUUUGAAACGGAAGCAGCCUUAAACACUCACAUGAGAACACACGGCAUGGCCUUCAUUAAGUCAAAAAGAAUGAGCUCAGCUGAGAAGUGAUCCAAGCAUUCGGGACACAGAGACCUGUCCACACUGCAAUACUAAGGACAUUUUUGCUAUGGAAA